AUGAGUUCAGAGGAUUUACAGGAUCACCAUGAAAUUGGAAAUGAGGUGAUUAAAAAAAAAGGGGUUUACACAAAAAAAAAAUGUCAAGAUUGUUUCUUUUUAAUAUUAUUUUUAUUAUUUUGGGCUGGUAUGAUCGUUGUGGCAGCAUUUGGUGUAAAAAAUGGUAAACCUGAUAGAAUUGUUAAAGGUACAGAUCAAUAUGGUAAUAUUUGUGGUGUUAAUAAUAUAGAACAAGGUAUUUUAAAUGAAACACAAGCAAGAGAUACAACUAAUGAACCAUAUGUAUAUUUUAUAUAUUAUCCAGACUUGAUUGGAAUUAAUUAUAGAGUUAUUUGUAUUGAAGAAUGUCCAAAUUCUACAUAUACAGAUUUGAAUGAUCCAAAUCAAUUAAUUUGUGAUUAUGGUACAGUUCCAGCAACCAAUCAAAUAUCACCAAAUGGAACAUGUAUGGGAAAAAUUAAGAGUAAAUUAAUAUUCAAUCGUUGUAUACCCGAUGUAACCAAUACAUCAGUGGUAUUGAAUUCAAUUGUCGAUGAAAUCUAUCAAUUUGUAAAUAAUCAACUUACAUCGGAUCUCAGUGUAGAGAUAUUAACAGAUUUAACUAAUUCAUGGCGUUAUUUAAUUUAUGGCGCAUUGAUUGCAAUGGGGUUGGGUUUGACAUGGAUAUUUUUAUUAAGAUUUUUCGCAGGUUUCAUUACAUGGCUAACUGUAUUCGCAGCAUAUGCAUGUCUUGGUCUAUUGACGGCUCAGGUGUAUUUCCAAUGGCAAGAUUCAAAGGAUGCCUAUGAGAAUACAAUCCCAUCACAACGUUUAGUUAUGCAAGAGAAGAAUAUAUUGGCAUUAAAGGUGAUUUUCAUUAUUCUUUGUGUGGUUUGUGGUAUUUUCGCAUUGAUUCUAUUGGCUUUGUUUAGUCGUAUUCGUAUUGCAAUUCGUAUCAUUAAAGAGUGUAGUAGAGCCAUUGGUAUUAUGCCAUCAAUUUUCUUUUUCCCAAUUUUCAUAUUCCUUUUAUUAUGUGGUUUCACAGUUUAUUGGGUUUACAUUGGUGUUUAUUUAGCUACGGCCGGUUCACCAACUUAUGACGAUCAAUAUAGAUUCACAGGUUAUGAAGCGGAUUCAAAGUUACAGAAAAUUCAAAUCUAUCAUUUCUUUGGCUACCUUUGGACUUUUGCUUUCAUCUUAGCAUUGAAUCAAACUACGAUCGCUGGUGCAAUCUCAUCAUGGUAUUGGGUACAAGAUAAAAAGGAUACACCUUUCUUCCCAGUUUGGUCUUCAUUUUUCAGGGUAAUUCGUUAUCAUUUAGGUUCAAUUGCAUUGGGUUCUCUCAUUUUGGCCAUUGUACAAUUCAUUCGUUGGGUAUUACGUUUCUUGGAGAAGAAAUUCAAAGGAAAGGAAGCUUAUUUGGCAAGAUUCAUCGUUAGAUGUUUAAAUUGUAUUUUUGGUUGUUUUGAAAGAUUCAUAAAGUUUUUAGAUAAAAAUGCCUAUAUCAUGGUUUCCAUCUAUGGUUACUCUUUUUGUCAAGGUGCAAAGAGAGGUUUCCAAUUGGUUCUCACCAAUAUCCUUAGAGUGGCCGCUGUAAAUUUAGUAAGUUCUUUCUUAAUGUUUUUAGGUAGAGUUUUCAUUACCGCCGCAACCGUUGGUAUCUCACUUUAUCUCUUAAAAGAGCAUGAAAAUUUAUCUUUUUAUAUCAUUCCUGUAAUCUUAAUUGGUUUCAUCGCUUUUGCCAUUUCAACUGGUUUCAUGUCUGUUUAUGAUAUGUCUAUCGAUACAAUGUUGUUAUGUUUCUGUGAAGAUUGUGAAAGAAAUGAUGGUUCUCCAGAACGUCCAUACUAUAUGAGUAAAUCACUUAGAAAAUUCGUUGAUGGAAAAGGUCGUUCAAAAUGUUGUUAA
Messenger RNA from Dictyostelium discoideum AX4, 1887 nucleotides. RefSeq names its product solute carrier family 44 protein member 2 (gene slc44a2). Gene Ontology annotation, cellular component: mitochondrial outer membrane; plasma membrane. The record is from RefSeq and is a predicted model, not a curated record. Gene Ontology annotation, biological process: transmembrane transport. The transcript is spliced from 2 exons. Lineage: Eukaryota; Evosea; Eumycetozoa; Dictyosteliales; Dictyosteliaceae. Gene Ontology annotation, molecular function: transmembrane transporter activity. Bases 1 to 1887 code for a protein of 628 amino acids.